Molecule: messenger RNA, 1398 nt
Organism: Argentina anserina (silverweed cinquefoil)
Lineage: Eukaryota; Viridiplantae; Streptophyta; Magnoliopsida; Rosales; Rosaceae
Exons: 2
Coding region: 1-1398 (465 amino acids)
Biological process (GO): DNA integration
Molecular function (GO): nucleic acid binding; RNA-DNA hybrid ribonuclease activity
Source: RefSeq, a predicted model, not a curated record
AUGGCUCUUUCAGAGUUCACUUUCAAAUAUGUAGCACAAAAAUCUGUAAAGGGACAAGCAUUGGCUGAUUUCUUGGCUCAUCACCCAUCUGCAGAGAUGGAAUCCAUGGAGGAAGUUGAGAUUGGAUUUGUUGAAACCAUGCGGAAUAAUUUCUGGACAAUGCACUUUGAUGGCUCUAGCACAGAAACGUUAGCUGGCGCUGGUGUUACAAUUGAAUCUCCAGAAGGUGAAAUAUUCCCAUUCGCAUUUCAGUUGGAUUUUCGUUGCACCAAUAAUCAGGCUGAAUAUAAGGCCCUCAUUAUUGGGAUGGAGAUGCUCCAGGAGAUGGGAGCUCAGUGUGUUUUGGUACUUGGGGACUCACAGUUAGUAAUUAAUCAGUUGCUUAAGGAAUUCAAAUGUACAAGUUGGUCUUUACUACCUUACUAUGCUCUAGCAGAUCAACUGGUUGAGGCUUUUGAUAGAAUCUCUUUUGUCCAUGUUCCAAGAAAGGAGAAUAGUGAUGCUAAUGAAAUGGCGCAUCUUGCCUCCGGUAUGCACUUUCAGACAACAGAAGCGAGUAGGAUAGUUAAGGUCUCUAGAAGAACCAUGCCUGCCUUACAAGAUCGUGGUGUCCCUGUAGAAAUCUUUGUUGUUAUUGUGGAUUUGUCAGAUUGGAGGUAUCCGAUAAUCCAAUUUCAUAAUAAUCCAGAAGGAAAGCAUGAUCGUAGAACUAAGUAUUUCGCGGCCAACUACGUGCUCUACAAGGAUCAGUUGUAUCGUAAAUUUGCAAACGGUUUGCUUCUCUUGUGCAUUGGAGGACCUGACGCUCUUCGAGUUAUGCGCGAAGUGCAUGAGGGGAUCUAUGGAGCUCAUCAGGCAGGAAUCAAGAUGCGUUGGUUGAUUCGCAGACACGGCUAUUACUGGCCAACUAUAAUGAAGGAUUGCACUGAAUUUGCUCUCGGCUGUCAACAAUGUCAAAUACAUGGUCCACAUCAUAGAGUGCCUGCUCAUUUGUUGCAUCCAAUUGUUAAACCUUGGCCAUUUCGUUGUUGGGCCAUGGAUAUCAUUGUGGCGACCGAUUUCUUCACCAAAUGGGUUGAGGCGAAGCCAUACACUUCCAUCUAUGGUGAAACUGUAAUCACCUUUAUUAAACAAGAGAUUGUGCACUGGUUCGGAAUCCCUGAAACAAUUCUCGCAGAACGCGGUUCUGUCUUCAUUUCAGAGGCUGUGCAUAUUGCUACCAGUGAGUUAGUCAUACAAAUGACUCACUCUACUCCCUAUUACCCUAAAGCAAAUGGUCAGGCUGAAGCAUCUAACAAAGUGGUCAUCAAUGUGCUCAAAUGGAUGAUAGAUGAUAAACCGCGUGAUUGGCAUAAUCUUUUGUCUGAAACAUUGUGGGCUCUCCGCACUUCGAAAUGA